This is a messenger RNA of Acaulospora colombiana, 1180 nucleotides long. NCBI's taxonomy places the organism in Eukaryota, Fungi, Glomeromycota, Glomeromycetes, Diversisporales, Acaulosporaceae. The record is from the annotation of a GenBank genome assembly.
AGGAGAGACAGACGAAGAGGCGAUUGAUCAGCUCCAGAAGGAACGGGAUAUGCUGGAUCACAGCAUGGCUGGUAUGGCCGCUUUCUCGCCUUCUAAACCUGAUUUCGCUGGAGCUGGGAGCCGUAUCAUCGCACGUCCAAGUGACCCUCCUCCAGAAGCACCUGGAAUGCUCCGUAUUUCCAACGGCGGCGGAAUGUUGUCUGAGAGUUUGAGGAGCGACUUUUCGAUCAAUGAUUUCCCCAGUCCACCCGGCUCACUCUCCAACCGAUCGACAGGGGAGACGACACCUCCCGACACAACCACCGCCGCUACCACUGUCGAUACACUGCUCUCUCAAAUGAAGCCAAGUCCCAGUACCAAUCAAUCGGUGUCACCAAUCCCCACGGAGGUUGUGGAAGAUGUUCAAUUCGCCAUGGUCAGGCCCAGAAUCCCUGCUUCUUACCAACGAAGGCGGGCGAGCUUCCCCUCAGUAGUACGAGAGAGCGCCACUUCGAGCAAUGAUGGGAUGUUCAGGAUUAUUUCUGCCUAUGCGGAAUCGGAAGAUGAUCUUGGUGGGAAACGAGUUCGAAUGAGCAGUGCCAAUAAUCGACUGGAUGUCACUUCGUUCAUCGGAGGCUUCCCUCCUCGGGACCUCUUCCAAGGAAGAAACGAUUCUGUCGACUAUAGACUCUCGCCUCUGCCAGAAGAUACCACUCCGCGAGGCUCGGCUGAAAUAAUCGACAUGAGACUCAAGACACCCAGUAUCGUACCUGCCAUCGCCAUCAGUACCAGUGAAACAGCUAGUGUCGAAACGGGCAGGACGAGGAAAGUCUCCUUUGCUCCGGCAUCCUACGAGCCAGUCAGCCGUCCCAAACUCCGGAUCCCUCCAGCUGCACCUGCGAACACGCUCCCAUCCAGCCCUCGUCCAGGUGGUGGCAGCCCAUCUGCAAGUCCCAAGCCGUUUGGUAACUUUAAACCGGCAACCCCCUCGCCCUUGACCAAGACGAGUUUUGGACCGAGUGGCGUGCCCAAUGCAACAGUUCCCCUCCGGAGAGCUGGUUCGGCCAGAGCAUAUGUUGGCGGCGGUAAUUCAAGGCCAGUCAUAACCGGACCGUUCCCACUGCGAAGUGCAGAGAAUACCGAGAACGAUUACACCGUUCCUCGAAGGGCUCCAUUGGUUAGGACCCAACGAUUCCUCUAG